UUCGCUGGAUCCUCUUGCGUGGCCGGCGUGGACUCCUGCCGGAAGCAGCUGUGGAGCAGCAGGUGGAGUCCGAAGCCGAGGUGCAGCAGGCAUGGCAGACCCAUCAGAGGGUACUCGCAUCCUGGUCACUGGGGGCUCUGGCCUAGUGGGGCAGGCCAUACAGAGAGUGGUGGCGGACGGUGCCAGCCAGCCUGGGGAACAGUGGAUAUUUGUCUCCUCCAAGGAUGCAGACCUAAUGGACACAGCCCAGACCCGAGCCCUGUUUGAGAAGCACCGGCCUACACAUGUCAUCCAUUUGGCAGCCAUGGUGGGUGGCCUCUUCCGGAACAUCAAGUAUAACCUGGACUUCUGGAGGAAGAACAUUCAGAUCAACGACAACGUCCUGCACUCAGCCUAUGAGGUGGGCACCCAGAAGGUCGUCUCCUGCCUCUCCACCUGCAUCUUCCCUGACAAGACCUCCUAUCCUAUCGACGAGACCAUGAUUCACAACGGACCCCCACACAAUAGCAACUUCGGCUACUCCUAUGCCAAGCGCAUGAUCGACGUGCAGAACAGGGCUUACUUCCAGCAGUACGGCUGUACCUUUACUGCUGUCAUCCCCACAAACGUCUUUGGACCCCAUGACAACUUCAACAUUGAAGAUGGCCAUGUGCUUCCCGGCCUCAUCCACAAAGUCUACCUCGCAAAGCUCAGUGGCUCCGCUCUGACAGUGUGGGGCACCGGGAAGCCUCGAAGGCAGUUCAUCUACUCCUUGGACCUGGCCCGCCUCUUCCUCUGGGUCCUUCGGGAGUACAAUGAGGUGGAUCCUAUCAUCCUGUCAGUGGGUGAAGAGGAUGAAGUGUCCAUCAAAGAGGCAGCAGAGACCAUUGUGGAGGCCAUGGGCUUCCAAGGGGAGCUGACUUUUGACACAACCAAGUCCGAUGGGCAGUUCAAGAAGACGGCCAGCAACAAGAAGUUGAGGACCUACCUCCCAGACUUCCAGUUUACACCCUUCAAACAAGCUGUAAAGGAGACAUGUGCCUGGUUUGAAAACAACUAUGAGCAAGCCAGGAAGUGAUCCCAGAACACAAGGAAGAGGCUGCUGACACCCAAAUCCCAGGAGGACAGUAUGGACUGGAAGGAGAGGCUUGGCUGGUGGAAGCUGAGAUAGAUGCCCUUCUGCCUUCUCCAGGCCCAGGCCCUCAGUCUCCAUAAAGGCUGGCUUAAAGACCUAGUGAGUCUCAGUUGAGCAUCUGGCCUUCCUUUGUCUCUGUUCCUGACCUAGUCGCUACAGCUCAACCUCAGGGUGGACACAGGGUUCCCUGUUCCUGCCAGGCUGGCUCCUGAAAGUCCACCUUUGCUACCCUCAGGGAAAACUCCCCAUACCUAGAGCCUGGGAAACCUGGCUACCCCUUUAUACUCUUAAUCACUGACUACCUGGGUUCCCUAUCCUUUCUGAUCAUUCUCUGGAAAUUCAAAUAAAAUACAUUUUCACA
Trichosurus vulpecula (common brushtail) is the source of this 1475-nucleotide messenger RNA. RefSeq names its product GDP-L-fucose synthase (gene GFUS). The record is from RefSeq and is a predicted model, not a curated record. Bases 92 to 1057 code for a protein of 321 amino acids. Gene Ontology annotation, molecular function: GDP-L-fucose synthase activity. Gene Ontology annotation, biological process: nucleotide-sugar biosynthetic process. The transcript has 11 exons. Lineage: Eukaryota; Metazoa; Chordata; Mammalia; Diprotodontia; Phalangeridae.